ACGCAGCUGCUCGCACCAUGACCAUCCCACAAAUCCUCUUGUCUCUUUUACAGUCCCUUGAGAAAGAUGCGACAACAAGGUUCACCGGAACACCUCCAAAAAUUCAUUCCUCUACCUCCGGAAAGACUUACUUUGUGAAACUGGGAAGUUCUACAGAUAUCGAACAAUUCAACGGGGAAGCGGAAUCUCUGAAGGCCAUCGACACUGCCGCACCCGGAUUAGCACCCAAGGUCUUCCUCUCUGGCACCGAAAAUGAAAGACCGUAUUUUGUAUCCGAGUACAAGGACAUUGGGCCUCUCUCCCGUGCUUCUAUUGCCCUGGCAAAACGGCUCGCAACGGAACUACAUGUACAUACAAGCCCGGAGGGCAAGUUUGGAUUCCACGUCCCGACAUACUGUGGCGCGACUAGAAUGAAAAAUGGAUGGUUUGAUACGUGGGAAGAGUGUUUUAAAGAGAAGAUCGGGGAGCUGUUGGAGUAUCUUGAAGCCCAAGGAAAGAGAAAUGCGAUUUACAAGGGAUUGUGUGUGAGGGGAGAGAGAGUCAUGAACGAAGUGAUCCCAAAGCUUCUCGGUCCCCUCGACAUCAAGCCGGUACUACUUCAUGGCGAUCUAUGGAGCGGAAAUGCAGGAACGGACGCCUCCACCGGCCAACCGGUCAUCUUUGAUCCCUCCUCCUACUAUGGGCAUAACGAAGCAGACCUCGCAAUAGCCCGUAUAUUUGGCGGCUUUUCCGAGUCAUUCUUCACCGAAUAUCAUCGGCAGUUACCGAAAACUGCUCCAGAAGAGCAGUAUGACCUACGUGGGGAUCUGUACGAGCUGUAUCAUUACUUGAAUCAUACGGUCCUAUUUGGAGCUGGUGGUUACGCGUCCAGCGCUAUGCAAAAGAUGGAUAGGUUGUUGAACGCAGAACUGUAGCUAUAAAUAGGAUACGUGAAGGACUAUGAAGUUCUUUUGACUAGCUUUGAGGCUAUGGACGAUCAUUCGAUCUUUAUGUCUUGUUACUUGUCUGCCUCCCGAUCGUGGAACUACAAAAAUAGCG
Molecule: messenger RNA, 1038 nt
Organism: Marasmius oreades (fairy-ring Marasmius)
Lineage: Eukaryota; Fungi; Basidiomycota; Agaricomycetes; Agaricales; Marasmiaceae
Exons: 6
Coding region: 18-914 (298 amino acids)
Source: RefSeq, a predicted model, not a curated record